AUGCCUGUCGUCAAAGGCGGUGUCUGGACCAAUAUCGAAGAUGAGGUUCUUCGAGCUGCAGUCUCCAAGUAUGGUCUGAACCAAUGGGCUCGUGUUUCCUCUCUACUUGCACGGAAGACACCGAAACAAUGCAAGGCACGUUGGAUAGAAUGGCUGGAUCCAGGUAUUCGCAAGGUCGAGUGGUCGCGCGAGGAGGACGAAAAGCUACUGCACCUUGCCAAACUGAUGCCGACACAAUGGCGCACAAUUGCCCCUAUCGUUGGACGAACCGCCACACAAUGUCUUGAACGCUACCAAAAACUUUUGGACGAGGCAGAGUCCCGUGAGAAUGAUGAGUUUGGAUUGGGAGGACCAGAGGGUGGAGAAGCCGCCGCUCCAAGCGCAGACGACGUUCGCCGUUUACGCCCCGGAGAAUUGGACCCAGACCCAGAAUCUAAGCCCGCCCGCCCCGAUACGAUCGAUCUUGAUGAAGACGAGAAGGAAAUGCUGAGCGAGGCGCGUGCGCGUCUUGCUAACACACAGGGUAAAAAGGCCAAGCGAAAGGCCCGAGAGCGUCAACUGGAAGAGUCCCGACGAUUGGCUGUGUUGCAGAAGCGUCGAGAACUGAAGAAUUCCGGUAUCAAUGUCAAGGUUGUGACCCGAAAGCCUGGGCAGAUGGACUAUAACGCGGAUAUUCCAUUUGAGAAGCCGGCAGCCCCUGGAUUUUAUGACACUCUCGAGGAGCAGGAUAUCAAUGAACGCCAGCGGGCGCAGUUCGAUCCGCGAAAGCUGCAGCUAGCUCAUAAGCGGAAAGGCGAUCAAGGCGACGAUGAAGAGCGAAAGAAGCGCAACAAAAAUGACAAAAAUAGCCCCUCGGCUGCCUCUGCCGCGGCUGUUCGUGCCGGCCAGAUGCAGAAAAUCCGUGAAUCAGAACAGAGCACCAAGCGUCGAGGUCUAGUGCUGCCUGCGCCGCAGGUUACCGAAAGCGAGUUAGAGAGUGUGAUCAAAAUGGGAAUAGCCGGAUCAAAGGCCAACCAAAUGCUCGAAGGAGAAGAUGAAACUCGCGGCUUGGUUGGACAUUACGGAGCCAUCAUGGGCGGAGCUCCAAUUCGGACGCCACGGGCAGCUCCCGAGGAAGACCACAUCGCCAACGAAAUUAGAAAUAUCCGGGCAUUGAACGAAACACAAUCUUCUCUACUUGGAGGCGAGAACACUCCUCUUCACGAGGGGGGCUCGUCAACUGGCUUUGAUGGUAUCGCCCCUCGAAAGCAAGCCAUUUUCACACCCAACCCAAUGGCGACGCCAUUCCGACAGGCCAACGGCAUGAGCGCCACUCCCAUGGUUGGUGGGGUUGGACCUGGAGCCACCCCGCUGCGUACACCACGAGAUCACUUUGCGCUCAAUCGGGAGGGCGAAGGUCGUCAGUUGGUUGGCAGCACGCCCCGAGAUAUUAAGAUGCAUCAGAAUUUCCUACGCCAGGAAAUUCGCAACAAGCUCUCUUCCCUUCCCAAGCCCAAGGAAACAGAGUGGGAGUUUGAGGAGGCACCCUCUGAGAACCCCGAGCCAGCUGCGGCUGUCGAGUUGAGUGUAGAGGAUGCGGCCGAACUUGACCGUAGAGAGGCAAAGGCUCGGGAAUUGGCUGCCCAAGUUGAUUUCAAGCGCCAGUCGCAGGUAUAUCAGCGUGGCUUGCCUCGGCCUGCCACUAUUGAUAUCGGUGCCUUGAUGCAGCGCGCUUCUAACGUUAGCGAUCCCAUCGAGGGCCUGAUUGCCCGGGAAGCCGCUAUUCUCAUUGCUCACGAUGCACGAAAAUUUCCCCUGUCCGGCGCGAAGGUUGAGGGCAAAUCACCUAAACUGGGCUAUCUGGACGAUGCAUUCCUGGAAGCAGCCCGUGCAACCAUUGCUGCUGAAAUUGCGUCGACCGAAGUCGAGAAGGAAGAAUGGCAAGAGAAAUUCAAUGAUGUCUGUCUAUCAACCCGCUCCAAGGCGCUGCCAGGUCUUGAGAACUACGGCGACGAAGAAGAAGAUGAAGAGGAGCAGCUCCUGAGCAAAACUCUUGAUAACGUUACCACAUCGCUCAUUGCUACUGCCCAGCUUGGCAACAAGCUUGAAAAGAAACUUGCCCUACACUACGGGGGGUAUCAGAAACGCGCACAGACACUCCGUGAGAAGAUCAAGGAGGCCAGCGUAGCCUUGCCCAAGGUCCAGGAACAACUGGACGGCUUCCGCACUCUCCAGACCUCCGAGGAGACAGUUAUCUCUCAGCGAUUGGAGAAGUUACGUGAGAAUGUGUCCACUGUCAUGCGUCAGGAGCGAGAGGCACAGGAAGCGUACAAGAUUCGGAAAGAGGAACUAGAUUAUCUGGUUGCCAACUCAGCCAUCGUUAACUGA
Messenger RNA from Penicillium taxi, 2367 nucleotides. It is a transcript of the gene cef1, whose product is annotated as putative cell division control protein (Cdc5). Lineage: Eukaryota; Fungi; Ascomycota; Eurotiomycetes; Eurotiales; Aspergillaceae. Gene Ontology annotation, cellular component: Prp19 complex; spliceosomal complex. Gene Ontology annotation, biological process: mRNA splicing, via spliceosome. The record is from RefSeq and is a predicted model, not a curated record. The transcript has 2 exons. Bases 1 to 2367 code for a protein of 788 amino acids.